GCCUGUGUCUGUAUGCAGUGACAGCUGUCCACCAGGAACGCGUAAGGUUCUCCAGAAGGGGAAACCGGUUUGCUGCUAUGACUGUAUACCAUGUGCUGAAGGAGAGAUUAGCAAUACUACAGAUUCAUCAGAUUGUUUCCCUUGUCCCAAUGAGUUCUGGCCAAAUGAAGAGAAAAAUGUAUGUCUUCCUAAGCCUGUUGAGUUUCUCUCCAUGCAUGAGGUCCUUGGAAUUAUUUUGGCAGCAUUCUCAGUUGUAGGAGCCUGUUUAACCAUUAUUACAGCCAUUGUGUUCUUCCAGCACAGAGCAUCUGCUAUUGUUAGGGCCAACAACUCUGAGCUUAGCUUCCUACUGCUCUUCUCCUUGACUUUAUGUUUCCUGUGUUCUCUGACUUUCAUUGGUCCACCUUCAGACUGGUCGUGUAUGCUUCGCCACACAGCUUUUGGAAUCACCUUUGUCCUCUGUAUCUCUUGUGUUCUGGGGAAAACCCUGGUUGUGUUAAUGGCCUUCCGAGCUACACUGCCAGGUGAUAAUGUUAUGAAAUGGUUUGGGCCUGCACAGCAGAGAAUGACUGUAGUAUGUUUUACAUUUGUUCAAGUUCUGAUAUGUAUUUUGUGGUUAAUUUUAAAUCCCCCUUUCUCUAUUAGAAACCUGACCACCUACAAGGAUAAAAUCAUUCUAGAAUGUGCAUUAGGCUCAGCAAUCGGUUUCUGGGCUGUGCUAGGGUACAUCGGGCUCCUUGCUGUAUUUUGCUUUGUGUUAGCUGUUUUAGCCCGAAAACUACCUGACAAUUUUAAUGAAGCUAAGCUAAUCACAUUUAGUAUGUUAAUAUUCUGCGCUGUUUGGAUCACUUUCAUCCCAGCUUACAUCAGUUCCCCUGGAAAGUUCACUGUAGCUGUGGAGAUUUUUGCCAUAUUGGCCUCUAGUUUCGGAUUAAUGUUCUGUAUUUUUGUUCCUAAAUGUUUUAUAAUUUUGUUUAGGCCAGAGAAAAACACCAAGAAAAAUGUAAUGGGUAAAAAAUAAUUUUGUUGAUUCGA
Molecule: messenger RNA, 1035 nt
Organism: Gadus macrocephalus (Pacific cod)
Lineage: Eukaryota; Metazoa; Chordata; Actinopteri; Gadiformes; Gadidae
Product: extracellular calcium-sensing receptor-like
Exons: 2
Coding region: 212-1021 (269 amino acids)
Biological process (GO): G protein-coupled receptor signaling pathway
Cellular component (GO): membrane
Molecular function (GO): G protein-coupled receptor activity
Source: RefSeq, a predicted model, not a curated record